This is a messenger RNA of Rotaria sp. Silwood1, 375 nucleotides long. The record is from the annotation of a GenBank genome assembly. Lineage: Eukaryota; Metazoa; Rotifera; Eurotatoria; Philodinida; Philodinidae.
AUGACACGAGUUAAAUGUUCACAACUCCGUGGUAAAAAACCAGAGGAACUUCAAAAACAAUUAGGUGAUUUACGUCAAGAAUUAAAUACAUUACGUGUUGGAAAAGUAACAGGUAGUGGUGGUGCACAAAAAUUAGGUAAAAUUCGUAAUGUACGUAAAUCAAUUGCACGUGUGCUUAUCGUUCGAAAUCAAACAACAAAAGAUAAUUUAAGAAAAUUAUAUCAUGGAAAAAAAUACAAACCAAAAGAUUUACGUCCACGUAAAACACGUGCUAUUCGACGUUUAUUAACACCGAAAGAAAAAUCUAUUAAAUUAAAGAAAACUCAACGACGACAAUGGGCUUUUCCACAACGUACAUAUGCUGUUAAAGCAUAA